Gigantopelta aegis is the source of this 1008-nucleotide messenger RNA. RefSeq names its product clathrin interactor 1-like. Gene Ontology annotation, molecular function: clathrin binding; phospholipid binding. Gene Ontology annotation, biological process: endocytosis. The record is from RefSeq and is a predicted model, not a curated record. The transcript has 6 exons. NCBI's taxonomy places the organism in Eukaryota, Metazoa, Mollusca, Gastropoda, Neomphalida, Peltospiridae. The coding region runs from base 1 to 1008 and encodes 335 amino acids. Gene Ontology annotation, cellular component: plasma membrane; endosome; clathrin vesicle coat.
AUGAACUACUCUGAGGUGGAGACAAAAGUUCGCGAGGCAACUAAUGAUGAUGCUUGGGGACCACCUGUUCGACAGAAAUCUAAAGAUAUCAUUGCUUUCUUACAAGACGACGAAAGAUUAAGAGAAGCAAGAAAAAAUGCUCGUGACCGUUAUGAUCCUGAACCACGCACUCGAUCGAAUUUUCAUGAUCCAGCAGGAAUAUCGUCAAAAAAAUAUACAGAUGAUGACGAUGAAGAGGAGAGUGUUGCCACUAAACCAUAUCGAGACUCUUCUCCUUCUGACGACAAGGAGGAGGUUGAAGAGGAGACAAAGAAAGAGAAGACUUCAGUUAGUACAAAAACUGACCCAGUUCGUAAAACUCAGCCUACUAAACUGGUUGAUCUGGGGGCUGCAGCUAAUUUAGGAUCACAAUCUGUUCCAUCACAGCAGACAAAUGAUACCAGUCUUGAGGAAAUUUUUGGAAAUUUUCCCUCAUCUAGUGAACAACAACAUCAACCACAAACAACCAAAAAACAAGAUAUUCUCUCUGGUGACUCAGUUCUGAGGACUUUGGUGAUUUUACUGGACUCUCCUCAACCAAUACAGGAGGUUCCUCUGGACAGUUUGCUGAUUUUGGUGCCUUUGGACAACCACAGACUCAGCCUCAAGGACAGUUUGGUGAUUUCAGUGCAUUUUUCUCAACCUCCAAAAUCACAGACAGAGUCCUUAGGACAAUUUGGGGACUUUGGUUCUUUCUCACACAACAACCACAAUCUCAGUCUCCGGGAAUUUUUGUCCUCAUCAAAAUCAACAUUAUGGACAUCACCUGGUGUUAAUAUUGAUCUCGAUAACCUGACAGGAUUUAAACCAAAGACUUCCACAGCUGCUCCUAGCAUGAACCAAAUGUCCUCGUCGACAGCAACAGGAGGUCUCUUGUCUGGUCAAACUGGUCCUAACUAUAACAUUGAUCUCAUUGGUAUGAGCUCUGGUGCACGGCCCCACUGGGGGUCCUAUGAUGCCUGGCUAUAG